GUCAGUACACAACAUCAACACAUAUAUAACACCCAAUCAAUUGAUAAUAAGUUUCCACAAAACUUGAAGAUAUCAUUGAAGAAAAAAAAAGUUUUUUUUUAAUAAUAAUUAUUAUCACCAAAUGGUUUACCACUACUUAACUGCUAAAUAAAUGGUAAUCAAAUCAUCGCUGGCAAAGAUGUCUGGGUCGGCAUCGGCAGCACCGGGCGAUGGCCGCCGUAGCGAAGUAAUCCUAUUGGACGGCCGUCGGGUUGAACUGAUAAUACAACGGAAACUGUUUGCCGGCGAUCUCUUCGAUAUUGUCUGUUCGCACUUCCAGCUGAAAGAAAAACAAUACUUCGGAUUGGCUUUUCUGGAUGAAACCGGUCAGUACUCGUGGCUUAAUCUCGAUAAGCGUGUCCUGGAUCACGAAUGGGCUAAACGACACGCGGCGGCCACGGCUACCAACAGUGGCCAUAAACUGGUACUACAUUUUCUGGUCAAAUAUUUUGUCCAAACUGUUGUCCAAUUGACGGAUACUUCGAGUGUCGAGCUAUUCUAUUUGCAAGCCCGAUCCCUGGUGGCCAAUCAAGUUAUCCAAGUUGACCAGGAUACUGGUUGGCAAUUGUCGGCACUGGUCAUGCAGGCAACGUACGGUGAUUAUACCGAUGAUGACGAUAACGAUAGCAAAUGCAAGAAUCAACUCAAGCGACACCAACAGCAACUGAUACCGACAUAUCUGCUGAAAGAGUUGCCAUCGUUGGCGGCUUGCGAAGAGAAAAUCAUUGGCCAUUAUCGCCAACUAACGGGUCAGACACGCGGCCAAUCAAUAGUCAAGUAUAUGUCGCUGAUUGAAAAACAGCCGACCUACGGUGUACACUUUUACGAAGUCCGGGACAAAUCGGGUAUACCCUACUGGCUAGGGCUGAGCUACAAAGGUAUCGAUCAGUUUGAUUACGCCGAUCGGCGUAUACCUCGCCGAACAUUUCUAUGGAAACAAUUGGAAAAUCUGUACUUUCGGGAGAAAAAGUUUUCGAUCGAAGUACGCGAUCCGAAACGCGUUGUCCACGCCUUGUCGUCGGUUAAUCUCUACGAAAAUGCUAUCGAAGAAUCCCGAGGCGAUCUGGUGGACGAUCUGUCGUCGGCCAUAACCGAUCCGACAACCCAGGUAUCGGUCAGCCGGCGUACGUUCGGUCCGUGCAAUGUUACCGUCUAUGUAUGGUUUGCCGCCAAUCCGUGUCUGACCAAGUGUAUCUGGUCGAUGGCCGUAGCCCAGCAUCAGUUCUACAUUGAUCGGCGCAAUUCGGUUACUGCGAAAAAUCAUCUGAAUUGGCGAUCGGCGGAUCAGAUUGCCGACGAACUUACCGCCAACAAGGCGUUUGUCGAACGAUCCGAACGAUCAUCUGGUUCUUCAUCAUCGCGGAGUCAGCUAACCACCGGUUCCUCAUCACAACAACCCCAUCAUCAUCAUCAUCACAAUCAUCAUCAGCGGACAAUCAGUUCCCAUAGUCUGCCAGCGCUUUGUAUUGAAAACGAAACACUGGAUAAUCUUGAAACCAAUAAACGUAAUCAACAAAAACAAAUGUUUGACGCCUUAAAGAUACGUAAGGAAGCACUAGAAGAAGCCAUGAACAAGAAGUUGAAAGAAUUGAAAGAGUUGUGUCUGAAGGAAGGGGAACUGACCGGUGAAUUGCCGCCCGAAACACCAUUGAAUGCCAACGAACCGAUUCCAGUAAUCAGACGUCGAGUGGGUACCGGAUUUACGCUAAACAACAGCAAACUGAUUGGAAAACCAAAGACCAAACAGGAAGCAAAUCUAAUGAAACUGGAACUGGAGUACGAAAUUCAAAGUAAAAUAGUGGCCGCAGCCGCCCGACUGGCCAAAGAUGGUACUACCAAGAAGAUUGCGCGCCGUCAGCGCAAACACGCCUACCAACAGUCGUUGGCCAAACUCAAAGACCUGGAAGGCCGGCUGGUUGUGGUCAGGCGUCAAAUUGCGGCCUCAAAACAACAACUAUCAACCAAAUCUAGCCGACGCCGUAGUAGUCAUCAGUCAACCGAAGAUCUAAGCGACGACAAUAUGAGCCAUUCGACUGACGAGUCGUCGUCGACGACAACACAACAACUGGAAAAGUGUGGCAACAGUUUGAACAAGUUUUUCGUUACCGAAGACAACAACAACCAGACCAGCAAACAAUCGGAGUUUUCCGUACGCAGAACUGCCAGUCUAUACACUGGAUCUAUACCGUCGACACCGAACCCGUCGUCAUCAACAGCCAAAGAAGAUGUCGAUCAUCAUCAACAGCGACGACGACGACCACUAUCGCCGUCAGUCAUAUCGCUAGUGAAUCGCACUAAUGCUAUCCAACAACAACAACGGCCGCGAUCGGCGGCCGCCGCCUCUGAACCGGGUGAUCGUCGUCGUCGUUGUGGUUUUGAUUACGAUACCGAUGAAGAAUCCAACGAAAUGUUACGCAAUCUUGAAGCAGACAACAACAGCAACAACAACAACAACGAUGUCUUUGCCAGCAAUAGCGAUAUCGCCAGCAGCUGUGGUAAUGGAAGUGUCAUCUAUUUAGCCGAUGAUGACCAACAACAACAACAACAAGAAAUUAAUAGAAAACGGCUGUUAAUGGCGGAGGAGUCGACAUAUAUUAAUAAAUUUGAAACAUCCGUACACUUGACUGACAGUUCCAAUCUAUAUAGUGUUCCCAAUAGACGUACAUCUAUUGCCAUCAAAAGCCAAGACGACACUACACUACUGAUCCGAUCGCCAGUUAAGCAUCAGUUCAAAGAGCCGUUAGUACCGGCAGUUGUCAACAACAAACAUCAUCGCCAGUGUCUGCAAAAUGAUAAUAUGAUAACUCUGUUGUUGCGAAGUAAUAGUCUGGAUAAUAGUAGUCAUUAUCAGCAAAGACGGAGAAGCGAUAGUACUUACGAGUCAUAUCAUUCGCCAACCAAUUCAGUAGUAGUUUCUUCUUCUACAUCAACUGAUCCACAACAACAGCACCACAAACACUAUCAAAAUCAUUAUCCAUUAGCUUAUCGAUUGAGUCGUACAUCACUUACCGAUAACCAUCAGUCAGAUGUUUCUACUUGUCCUCCAUCACCGACUACACUAACUACCGGUACCACUACUAACACAACUACUACUACUACUACAACAACAAUGAUAAACCCGAUGGCACAGAGACAGCUGCCAACACUGCCGAUAGAAUCGCCGCCGCCGUUGUCGCCGUCAAUAACCACCAAAUGUCACUUUUCAAGAAGUGAAUCAUCUCACGACUAUGAAAACAUUACCGGCAUUAUCAUCGGCCAAGAAGUUAUUCCUCCAUUAAGAUCGGCCCAAAUGGUGAUCACCGAUAAUAUCACCGCCACUGAUGAUAUGGAUAGUCACAAGUUUCGUCAUCAUCACAACAAUGGGUCUCAAGACAUAAACCAAAAACAUCCGAAUCAUUAUCAUCAACAACAACACAAUUAUCAUCAGCAGCACAACAACAACAACAACUACUAUCAUGAGAAGGAAUCAUCGGUGGUUUCCCUAAGAAAUAGGAUAAAUUCGGGUCCAAUAAGUAGUCAGACUUCGAUGACUACUACUACUACUACUACCAAUACUACCGGUACUACUAAUAUGCCAUCAAUGGUCACAUCAAACAAAACGCCAAUUAUAUCGCACAAACGCCAGGACUCGAUGUUCAUCAGCGAUGAACGGAUGUGCACUACUAAACCAUCGCCGCCACUACCGGUACUCAAGUCGUGGACAGAAACGUCGCUUGACUUUGUUGUGUUGCCCACAAAACAAAACCAAACCGCCGAAACAAGACCAACGACAAUACUUGCCAACGAUUCUCAUAAUAUCUACGUAAAUACCGCCCAUAUUAUGGCCACCAUUGACAACGCGGCGGCUGCGGCAAACAACUCUGAUCCGUCCAAAGAGUUGUACGUCAAUGUCCAGACUAUGGCACAUAUGAUGCCCACAUCGUCGUCGUCGUCGGUGUCAUCAUCAUCAGCACCCGAAACACUGUCAUCGUCUCACUCGACUACACCAUCACCGCCACUGCCAACACCACCACCGCCGGCACUAUCAUCGCCCACACCAUCCUAUGCCAGCAGUUGCAGUACAUUAAACAUGAUUAACAACAACAAUCGCAACUCAAUUGCGUCCAUCAGUUCCAAGUGGUCACUGAACGGCUGCGGCGGCGGAGACUAUCAACAAACAACCAAUAAACCGACUCCAAUACCAAUGUCGCCGACUAUACCGUCGGGUAACGGUGUCGAAGUAACCGUUGUAAGUGUUGGCCAAUUUCAGCCCUAUUGGGAAGAGGAAAAGCCGUUCGAGUUGUCCGACUUUUAUAAGUACAGCAAAAAGCAUAACAACAACAACAACAAUAGUACCGGUAAUCGCCAAUCACGGCAAUCGGUUAGCUCCAUAUCGUCGUGUAAUAGUACCACACCGUUACCAUCGGCUGACACACCGACCAGUCUAUCGCCAAUAUAUCAAAACUGCAAUAACAACAAUAACAUUAAUAAUAAUAAUAAUACACUUAUUGGCGAUAAAAAUAAUUAUCAACACUUACACCACCACCACUACAACCAUCACCAUCAUCUGACCACUCCAUCCAAGACUGAAAUAUCUCAGUUAAAUACCAUUCAAUCGCCACAAUCACCGCUAAACGAGUCGCUAAAAUCCCAGAUGAUUGUCAGCGAUUCAUUUACCAAUGAACUGAUCUCAUGGUAUGAUGAUCACCGACGGUCGGACAGUAGUACAGCAGUGGUCACCACCCAUACGACCAUCACUACCACAACCACCACCACCAUCGGCAACAACAGUAGCCACAAUCGUGACCACAAUAAGAAAAAUCCGACACUUGUUUAGAGAGAGAGAGAGAGAGAGAGAGAGAGAGAGAGAGGAACUGACUCUGAAAACGGACUGUUUUUUUAUUUGCCAUUAAAAUCG
Oppia nitens is the source of this 4936-nucleotide messenger RNA. Its product is annotated as probable serine/threonine-protein kinase DDB_G0282963. Gene Ontology annotation, biological process: establishment of epithelial cell polarity. The record is from RefSeq and is a predicted model, not a curated record. Lineage: Eukaryota; Metazoa; Arthropoda; Arachnida; Sarcoptiformes; Oppiidae. The coding region runs from base 152 to 4855 and encodes 1567 amino acids. Gene Ontology annotation, cellular component: cytoskeleton. The transcript has 2 exons.